Molecule: messenger RNA, 438 nt
Organism: Geodia barretti
Lineage: Eukaryota; Metazoa; Porifera; Demospongiae; Tetractinellida; Geodiidae
Source: the annotation of a GenBank genome assembly
AUGGCUACCGAAACAAAGUUCGAGAUUCUGACCAAACCCCUGGUGAAAAUCACCGAAAUGGAUCACAUCGUCCUUCGAACCAAGGACGUGGAAGGAUCGCUGCGCUUCUAUACCGAAGUGCUUGGCCUUGAGGCCGAGCGUGUGGAGCAAUGGCGGGCCGGCGAAGUGCGGUUCCCUUCAGCGCGGAUAAACGCCGACACCAUCAUCGACUUCUUCGCAUCUGACAGCAUCCCCGAAAGCAGGGACGACGCUCGCAACCAGGACCAUUUUUGUAUGGUCAUUGAUUACACCGAUAUGGAAGAGUUAAAGACUCGUUUUGAAGACCUCGGUGUCGACAUUCAGGCCGGCCCCGGCAAGCGCUGGGGUUCCCAUGGUGACGGCAUCUCCCUGUACAUCUACGAUCCCGACAACAACGUGGUCGAACUGCGCCACUACUAG